UAACGUCACGAUUUUAGCAAUGGCGUCAGCAAUGUGGUGGUGUUAAGCACAGCUGACUCGAUUUUUCCCGUAAUGUGUCCUAGUAGACGAUUGGUGGUGGUGAUUUGGAACAAUUGCGUGUUUGUCAAGGCACCCGCGACGCUAUGUUCGUAUUUGUGAUACAAAAGUCAAAUUCGAGUGAAUUUUUUUAAAGUUAUAUAAUGCACUCGUUGUGGUUAACUGGUAGACUUAUAUCGCGUGCUAUUUUCAAUGGAAUCAGCAAUAUUUCAACGGCGGCCGAUCCCAAUUUGCAGAAAAAACCAGACCCCCAAUUGGUUUCGGCCGUUUGUGGCUUCUCAAAGGAGAGGGGAAUACAGAGACUGAUCAAGGGACAAUUCGGGGAUGAUGCGUGGUUCACAGCAAGACACAAGUCGGCGGAUGUUUUGGGUGUCGCUGACGGUGUCGGGGGCUGGCGGGCCUACGGCAUAGACCCCGGCGAGUUCUCCCUCCACUUGAUGCGGACUUGUGAACGUCUCGUCAAAUUUGGCCGUUUUACCCCAACUAACCCCUCGGAACUCUUGGCUAGGAGCUACUGCGAAUUGUUGCACCACAAAAAGGCCAUUUUGGGUAGUAGCACAGCUUGUGUUGUUAUACUCAAUAAGGAUAACAAUACUUUAUACACCGCAAAUAUCGGAGAUAGUGGUUUUAUGGUUGUGAGAAAAGGCCGUGUGAUACGUAAAAGUGAAGAACAGCAGCAUUAUUUCAAUACUCCGUUUCAAUUGUCGUUACCGCCGCCUGGAUAUCAGGCCGAUGUCUUGUCCGAUCAACCGGACUCCGCCAUUACGGAUAAUUUUCCAGUCGAGGAUGGAGAUGUUAUUCUGGUGGCCACCGACGGAGUUUUCGAUAAUUUACCCCAAAAUCUACUCGUCAAUGAGCUGAAAAAGGUUCAAGGCGAGCGUUGCGCUAGCCGUCUUCAAAUGGUGGCGAAUUCCAUUGCUUGGAUGGCUCGCAAUUUAUCGUUUGAUGAAACGUUUUUCUCUCCAUUCGCCCAAAGUGCUUUUGCCAAUGGUAUCAAUACUAUCGGCGGGAAACCGGACGACAUAACCGUUUUGUUGGCAACUGUUGCAAUAUGAAAAUUUAGGCAAAAAACUGAAUCGGUUCCUUUACUGCUAAUUUUUUAUUUACGGAUGCUUGUAGGGAAAUUUUCAAGUGCUAUUAAGACGUUUUAAGUGAUUAUGAAACCAAAUUUCAUAAAACCUAAUAUUUAGGUUUUACCGUGUUUCACUUAUUUUUAGUUAGGUAUACUCAUCACUUGUUUUAUUUGUGCAAAACUGUGAAUUUUUAGUUUUAAUAAAUAGUUGUUACAAGUA
This is a messenger RNA of Tribolium madens (black flour beetle), 1349 nucleotides long. RefSeq names its product protein phosphatase PTC7 homolog. Lineage: Eukaryota; Metazoa; Arthropoda; Insecta; Coleoptera; Tenebrionidae. The record is from RefSeq and is a predicted model, not a curated record. Bases 201 to 1112 code for a protein of 303 amino acids. The transcript has 5 exons.